Molecule: messenger RNA, 1032 nt
Organism: Aspergillus alliaceus
Lineage: Eukaryota; Fungi; Ascomycota; Eurotiomycetes; Eurotiales; Aspergillaceae
Product: metallophosphatase domain-containing protein
Exons: 2
Coding region: 1-1032 (343 amino acids)
Source: RefSeq, a predicted model, not a curated record
AUGAUUGGUGACCGCUGGUUAGCACAGGGGUUUCGUCAAGUCGCGUCAUCCCCUCUUACGACAAUAGUCUGGGCAGUCUAUACAUUCUCAAAUUACUUGAUCUGGAAACUUGCGUCGUCGGGAUAUCAGCGAUGGCCACCCAUCCGAGUGGUCUGUGUCUCUGACACUCACUCCCAGAGGUGUGACAUCCCAUAUGGCGAGAUCCUCAUCCAUGCCGGAGAUUUGAGCCUCAACGGUAGCGCAGUGGAGAUUCAGGAUACCAUUAAUUGGCUUAAAUCACUACCGCAUCCACACAAGGUUGUGAUAUGCGGUAAUAGUGAUAGAUUUUUCGAUGCCUGUUCUCGAAUACCUGACGACGCUACAUACUCAGUCAGUAGUCUUCGUCGCGAAAGGACUGCUUCGUGUCAGCCACCACACAUGAUGUUUGACUGGGGUGAAAUACAUUACUUACAACAAACUUCCGUUUCUCUGACGUUUCCCGGCUCCUUCUCCGAUGUGCAACGCCAGGUAAAUAUUUAUGGGGCGCCGCAAGUUCCUCUUUGUGGCGGACCUGAAAAUGCAUUUCAAUACCCGGUGGAUCACGAUCCUUGGCGUGGCAACAUCCCUGAAUCGACCGAUAUAUUGGUGACACAUACUCCGCCGAAGUUCCACUUAGACUGGUACCAGGGAUCGCCGGAAGGUUGCCCUUUUUUGCUUCAAGAGUUGUGGAAGAUCCGCCCUUUACUACAUGUGUUUGGGCAUGUUCAUACGGCCUAUGGGGUGGAACGGGUACAUUGGGACAGCUCUCAGGGUUGGUGGGAGAGGUACUGCUUAGGUCUUUCAAAGCUCUCUGGUAUUUCCUGUACAGAACUUUUUCAACCACAAUUGUUGUGGGACGCUGCAAUGGUUUUGCUGUCUGCAAUAUUCACUGUAGCAAAGGAAAUGGUUGGUCCACGUCGGAACGAGAGAUCUUCUACCCUCAUGGUUAAUGCUGCUUGCAUGGACGGAGACGGUCUAUCAUUAUCAAAUGACCCUAUUGUUGUAGAAAUAUAA